Coffea eugenioides is the source of this 1047-nucleotide messenger RNA. RefSeq names its product transcription factor MYB102-like. Lineage: Eukaryota; Viridiplantae; Streptophyta; Magnoliopsida; Gentianales; Rubiaceae. The record is from RefSeq and is a predicted model, not a curated record. Bases 1 to 1047 code for a protein of 348 amino acids. The transcript has 3 exons.
AUGGGGAGAUCACCGUGUUGUGAUAAAAAUGGCCUCAAGAAAGGUCCAUGGACUCCAGAAGAAGAUCUCAAACUCAUUCAACAUAUCCAGAUCCAUGGAGCAGGCAACUGGCGAACCCUCCCAAAAAAUGCUGGGCUUCAAAGAUGUGGAAAAAGUUGCCGGCUUCGCUGGACAAACUAUUUAAGGCCAGAUAUCAAGAGAGGAAGAUUCUCUUUUGAAGAAGAAGAGACCAUUAUUCAGCUGCAUCGUGUUCUUGGAAACAAGUGGUCUGCUAUAGCAGCUCGCUUGCCUGGAAGGACAGACAACGAAAUCAAGAAUUAUUGGAAUACUCAUAUCAGAAAAAGACUCCUUCGCAUGGGAAUUGAUCCAGUGACUCAUAGUCCUCGUGUGGAUCUUUUAGAUUUAUCAUCAAUUCUCAACUCAGCUCAGCUUAAUCUUUCAAGCCUACUUGGGCUACAAACUCUGAUGAAUCCAGAGCUGUUGAAACUUGCUGCUACUCUCAUAUCAUCAUCAAAUCAAGAAAACCCUGAAAUUUUAUUGCAAAAACUUCAAGAAAAUCAGUCACUCAACGCUCAAAUGCAAAACCAAAUGACCCCUAUCAAUCUUCAACCUACCCAAAAUCAGUUCCAAAAUACACCUCAACAAGUUCCACUUCCAGUUCAAAGUCAAGCUACUCCUGCGCAAGGCAACAUGGGGGAUAUUUCCAUGGUUUUGACGAAUUUGAAUGGACAAAUGUGUCAAGAAAAUUUGAUUGCUUCAAGCGCAAGUCUUCUUCCUUCACCAAUUUAUAGCUAUGGAAUGACCGAUAAUACUACUGCAGAUCUUUCAGAAAGUUCAGCUUUCCAGUCAUUGAAUGAUAGCAGCAAUCAAAACAGCCAGAACUUUGGUUUCGAGUCGGUUUUAUCCACGCCUUUAUCAGGUUCACCCUUGAAUUCAUCGUCUGCUUUCAUUAACAGUUGCAAUACUGAAGACGAGAGAGAAAGCUAUUGCAGUAACUUGAUGAAGUUUGGAAUUCCAGACAGUUUAGACCUAGAUGAUUUCAUGUAA